CUCCCUCUGAGGAACUAACAUGUCGGAACCUGUAGUGCAUACGUUUUCCAGUUGAAUUUCGAAACGUUGAUAACCGGCAUUAAAACAGAAAAAAAGAUGGAAAGCAAAACAACGUUGAAGAGGUCAGCGUCAGAUCUGAAUGACAUUGACACAGAUGUGAAUGCCACACCCACCAAACAAGCUAAAGUAAAUGUCAAUAACAGUUCUUUGGAAGGUGGAAAUAAUAGGGCAGGAUCACCUAGUGGAGUUACAACAAACGGAACUGCAGUUACUGUUGCAAAUGGAGGAACAUCAGAUGGGACACAAGAUGAUAAGCCAGCCAUUGUCAAAAUUGCAUCAGUUCAACGUGAUGCUGAGGUGAUUGCAUCUGUGGUGCCCAAUGUUAACGUGUUGGCAGUUUAUGACAAACUUGCAUCACAAAGAAAAAACCCAAACCGAAUGGACAUUGUGACAACAGAAUUACUUGACAAUCCACCAGAUAACGACUUGGGGACAGAUGAAGCCAAAGGAGAAACUGCUUCAAAGCCAACUCUCUAUGAGGAUGUGAAAUCUGUGGUUCACAAAGUUAAGCAAGUUGCUGCAUCUAUGAAAUUAAAUCCUGCUGAAAUUUAUGUUCUCCUGGAAAGGCAUGCUGAUGCUGCUGACCGGACAGAUGUUGUUGCUAAUUGGUUUCUCCAGGAUUUGAAGAAUACCGCUGGAGCUUCCAAUGAAGUGGACUUGUUUGAUGAGGUUCAGAAGGUGAUCACAAAGGUCCCAGCAGCAAAUCCUGAUCAGGUUUACACCUUGCUGGAGUCUUUUAGUAGCCAUGGUGACAGAGUUCAGAAAGUGGUUGAUCAGUUGACAAAAGUUGUUGACAAGCCUGUGUUGAAAAAGGAUGAUUCUUUACCAAAUGAUCCACAGUUGAGAAAUGAUCCAGUUUUCUUGGACAUGAGAAAGGUAGCUAAGAUGUUUCCUGAAAUGGACAGGAACGAAAUCUAUGCAUAUAUAGAAGCUCACCAUGAUAAAAAGGAUAGAGUCCAACUUGUCAUAGAGGAAAUUCUUCGCUCAACCAGAGGAAGCCUCAGCACAUCUCUUUCAGUUUCCAGUGAUGGAGGGGAGGUAACUCCAAUGAAACCAGCUUUUCAAGGUGCCUGUAGCCUUCAGGGGGAGGUUGACCAACUGCGGGAAAUAUUCCCAGAUUGUGAUCCUAACUAUCUGUUUGAACAGCUGGAAGAAAAGGCAAAUGAUGCAGAGAGAGUGAAAAAUUUGGCAGCACAAAUGUUUGAAAAACGAAACUAUCCAAAAUUGAAAGAUACGUUGGAUAAGCAACAGAAGAUUGCUAGACAAAGACAGAUUAAGAAUUUAAAAUUUGACAUGGAAAACUUCUUAUCCAAAUUUCCAGAUCCAGUGGAAUAUUUCUCAAAGACAGACACAAAUAUGAGUGACAGUUAUAAAGAACACUGCCUUGCAUAUGUCAAAAAUGAGUUUGAAUGGUUCAAAGAUGGUUACUUGAAGAAAGUAUUAAAUAAAAACAAUUUUCAUUUGGCACCAGCCCUCCAGGAAUUUAAAGGAUUAAAAGCAUCUUUGGAAGAGGAACAUUUUGUCACAAAGAAACUGAGACAAGAACCUCGAACAAAGCGUUUGUCUUUCCCAGAUGAACCAGAUGAGAGAUUCUACCAUGAACUGAUUUACUCACAAAAUGAACAGAGAAUCAAAGAUCAUUUCCUGAAGAUUGAGCUGGAUAGGAAAAGGAAACUUGCAGCUGCAAGAAGAAAAGGAGAACUUUAUGAAUGUGGAUGUUGUUUUGAUGAUGAACUUCUGUUUGAGGACUUGUCUGCCUGUGCAGACGGCCAUCUCGUCUGUCGAGAAUGUAUCCGCCGAUCUACGGAGUCCGCCCUUGGUGAAGGGAAGACAAAAUUCCCCUGCUUGACGGGGGAGUGUGAGUAUGACAUUCCACUGACAGUCCUGCAGGAAGUCCUCACAUCAGCAAUGUUCUCAAGAAUGUUGUCACGGCUACAAGAAGAGGAGAUUCGAAUGGCUGAAAUUCCUGAUCUUGUCUCGUGCCCAUUCUGUAAUUUUGCCACCAUUAUGGCCAACCCCAGUGAUAAAGUAUUCAAAUGCCUCAACUCAGAAUGUCUCAAGGAGACAUGCAGACUGUGCAAGGAACCCAAUCAUGUGCCACUGAAGUGUGAGGAGGUGGAGAAACAAGGGGAGACCAGCAUGAGAACCUACAUCGAGAACCGCAUCUCGGAGGCCAUGUUGAGAACCUGUCAUCGUUGCAAGAAGAGGUUUUUCAAGGAUUCUGGUUGCAACAAGAUGACAUGUUCUUGUGGUGCCACCAGUUGCUACGUUUGCCGAGAACCAGACAUAGACUAUGAUCACUUUAAUGGUGGCAGAUGCAGCAACACUGAGGAUGCCCAAAAAAUCCACUUGGAGGAGAUGGAGAAGGCAGCCGAGGAGGCCAAGGCACAAUAUCUGAAGGAUCACCCGGAUGCAGACAUACACUCUCUCAAGUACGACCCCAGGAAACAUGUACAGGAAUAUAAAAUGGGUACAGGUUACAAUGGCAAUGAUCAUGAUGAUGGUUAUGAUGAAUACAAUGAGGAAGGGUCUGAUGAUGGAGAUGAUGAUGACAGUGACUACUAACCUCUCUUUGACUUCAAGUCAACCUGUGCCAGGAUCCCUAAGUGGAUCAGGUGAUCAGUCUCAAUGACUUUGUGGAUGGCGUGUUGUUGUUCUCCAAUAGUGCAUAUCACUGCUCAUACUAUCAAUCACUGGAUUCUCUGAUGACACAAUUAUUUACAGAUCGCCGUCAUAUUGCUGGAAUAUUGCUGAGUGUGGCAUUAAACAACAAACACUCACAUCCUAUGAUAUGUUGCCUGGAUUAUGAUUCUUGCAUUAAUGAUUCAGAGCCAUGAUUGAUCAUGUUUAUCUUUGUUACUGUUGCCUUGGUUCAAGACGGAAUACAGGUCUUGUUGAUUAGGUACUUAAUGUCAUCAACAUCGGAAAACAAAUGUAUAUAUUUAUUAUAUUUCUUCCAAGUUUAAGGAAUAUUAGAAUCAGAUGAGUCAUUCAUUGUUGAAUACAUGUAUGUGGAUAACAUUAUUGGAUUGUAAAUGAUAUCAUAUGUUAUCAGUUGAUUGUUAUAAUAUGAUUUUGUGUUAUCUGUAGUGAGAAUGAAAGUGAACAUUUACAAGACUGCAAUUGUAUACAUAUAUGUCAUAUCUACGGUACAUCAUCUCGCUGAGCACAUUCUGAGAAUCAUGAAUCAUGCCACAGUGCAUCAAUGGCCACUGUAAAAGUUAAAUCAUAACAGCAGCAGUUGUCCAGGUAUACCACCUGCAUGAUCAAGAUGAAAUAAUAAUGUUUGGUACCUCAGAUAUUGUUUUUUGUUGAAAUGAGGUCGUCAACUUUACAGAACAUUUAUUUAUAUGGCUAUUCCAUGUUGUUUCCCUAGUUUAAUUUCUGUUUCACUGAGAUGUGUGAGAGAGCAUGGAUGGGAGAGGACUCUCUUAUGUUACGUCUUCAGUUAUAUCCCUCAGUUACUCUAGAUCAACAGUAAUUUAUGGUCCCACAAAUAACUGAGUGAAUGUUUUUUGUGCAAUAUUCUAGCUGUAUCAAUAUGAGCCGUGGGCUUGGUGCACAAGUUAUAGUUACCCUGCCAGGUGUGGUGGACAGGUCUGCUUCGUCAAACAGAUGGGAAUAGGUGUAUCAUCUGACUGUAUAAUAUGUUUUGAAAAGCAGCAAUUACACCCAACAGAAUGUUUGCUUCUGGAACCUGAAUACCAAUCCAAAAUGUAAUUCAAAUAGUUAAUGUUGUAUUUUUAAUAGAGAUUUGGCGUCUCUGAUAUCACUUUAUUACAUUUGAAGGAGAAACAAUUGAUGCUGUCAGAGAACUGUUACAAUCAUCCAGGUGACACAUUGUAACUGGACCGCCUCCAUGGUCUGGAUAAGGUGUCUGCCUGGAGAGUUGGUGGUUCGACCACAUGGCCAAAUGACGUGAAAAAGAUGGUUCUUGUUCUACCUCUGCCUGGCACUCAGUAUUCAGAGGCUAAAACAAGGACUGUUCAGCCUAACUUAUGUGAGUGGGAUAUCCAUGUUAAACUUCAGCAUGGCAUCAGUAGGCUGGCACUAUUAACCCUCUAUUUGUCUCCACACAUGCACGCACGCACGCACGCACGCACACGCACACGCACACGCACACACACACACACACACACACCACCACCAUAUGAGUGCAAUAAUCUUGAACACAAUGUUAAACCCCCUUUCACCCGACCCUCACACAUAGUAAGUUGCCUAUGUUAAGUUAUCAUUUCUUGAGAAGGAAAGUGUACUGGGACCAUCUUCUGCCCCUGAAUUCCGAAAAAUGUUUUCAGAAUGCAUAAAGAAUACAAGUGACUGAAAACAGGGACUGGAUGGACUAUAGUGUGAGAGACAAAUGAGAUGUCUUUGUUAAGUUUUUCAAUGAAAGUCCUCUUGUGCCUUGUUUGAAUAUUAUUUAUUUUAGAGAGUUCAUAUUUAUAGGAUUUUUAUCUAUAUUUAUCAAUGUGUUCACAUGUAUCUGUAUAAUGUUUAUAUUAAUGUUCUGUUGGAUAAUGCUUCUAUUACAAUUUUAUUUCAAGCGUA
Messenger RNA from Haliotis rufescens (red abalone), 4608 nucleotides. RefSeq lists its product as uncharacterized. The coding region runs from base 97 to 2625 and encodes 842 amino acids. The transcript is spliced from 8 exons. The record is from RefSeq and is a predicted model, not a curated record. Lineage: Eukaryota; Metazoa; Mollusca; Gastropoda; Lepetellida; Haliotidae. Gene Ontology annotation, molecular function: zinc ion binding.